CGCUCUUCACAAAAUAAGUCUGUAAACUACUUCCAUGUUUUCAUCAUCCUUCCUAACUUCUCAUGUUUUAUAACAAUUAAAAGUUCUUAUGUCUUUUUAAUUAAUCUGUAUUUUAUAAAUUAUAUCAUGCCAGUAAUAAGCGUGAAACGCGACGAACUGUUUAAAGCUCUAGGGAGGACAUACAGUGAGGAGGAAUUUGACGAGCUGUGUUUUGAAUUUGGAGUAGAAUUGGAUGAAGUCACCUCAGAAAAGGAACAGAUCGAGCGGGAACAAGGAAAGGAAAAAGCUAAAGAUGCGUCCGACAUCAUCGAAUAUAAGAUUGACAUUCCAGCCAAUCGAUAUGACCUGUUGUGUAUGGAAGGUCUCACCCGAGGAAUAUUGGUCUUCCUAGAAAAAAUCAAGGCACCAAGAUACAAGGCUGUGACCCCGCCUCAUGGCGAAAUACAACAACUACUUAUACAGCCAACGACCGCCCAAGUUCGACCCCAUGCCGUGGCUGCUGUACUGAGGAGGGUGACAUUCACUCCAGAUAAUUAUCAGAGCUUCAUUUCACUUCAAGACAAACUUCAUCAAAACAUUUGCAGGAAGAGAAGCUUGGUUGCUAUAGGAACUCAUGACCUUGACACUGUGAAAGGACCUUUUAUUUAUACUGCAAAACCACCAGGAGAAAUCAAAUUCAAACCUCUGGGUCAAACACAGGAAUACACAGCCGCAGAGCUGAUGAAGUUAUACUCAACUGACAGCCAUCUUCGAGCAUAUUUACCCAUCAUACAAGACAAGCCUGUGUACCCAGUCAUCUACGAUAGUAACGGGAUAGUACUUUCCAUGCCACCAAUUAUAAAUGGAGAGCACUCGAAAAUUACCAUGGAAACAAAGAAUGUUUUCAUCGAGGCCACGGCAACUGAUCUGCACAAAGCCAAGAUCGUGUUGGACACAAUCGUCACCAUGUUCAGUGAAUACUGUGCUGAACCCUUCGUAGUUGAAAGUGCCGAGGUGGUGCAACCAGAUGGAACAAGAGUUAUCUACCCUGAGUUGCCCUAUAGACAUGAAGUCAUCAAUGUGGCAGCAACGAACAGACGAGUUGGUAUCAACCUCACAUCAGACAAGAUGGCUGCACUGCUAUCGAAGAUGUGUUUGGAGAGUGAAGUUGUGGAUGGAGGACAGAACAUCAGGGUGGAAAUUCCCCCCAACAGACACGAUGUGAUCCAUGCGUGUGACAUCUGGGAAGACGUCGCCAUCGCGUACGGCUUCAACAACAUCAAGAUGACCAUUCCAGACACCAACUGUAUCGCAGACCAGUUUCCUCUCAACAAACUGACGGACUUGCUCAGACAGGAUGUGGCUGCGUCUGGUUUUACUGAGGUCCUCACGUUUGCUUUGUGUUCAAGAGAAGACAUUGCUGAAAAGGUGGGACAUAAAAUUGAAGAGACAAAAGCCGUGCACAUUGCUAAUCCGAAAACAGCUGAAUUUCAGGUUGGUCGGACGAGCCUGCUGCCUGGUAUUCUGAAGACGGUCCACUACAACCGGAACAUGCCGCUCCCUCUCAAACUGUUCGAGGUGUCCGACGUCAUGUACCAGGAUCCCAGCAAAGAUGUUGGAGUUCGGAAUGAGCGUCGUCUGUGUGCAGUGAACUACAACACGUCAUCAGGGUUCGAGAUCAUCCAUGGCCUGCUGGACCGAGUCAUGCAGCAACUCGAGGUCCAACACAGUCACGAACCCGAGGCUGGAUACCAUCUGGAGGCUUGUGAUGAUCCCGCCUUUUUCCCAGGAAGGUGUGCCAAUAUAAUCUGUCGAGGGAAGCCAAUAGGUCAGCUGGGUGUCCUUCACCCCGACACCGUGACAAAGUUUGACCUCAACAUGCCCUGCUCAGCACUCGAAAUCACCAUCGAACCUUUCUUGUGAUGAAUAAUUAAUUCAUAAUUUAUAAAACUCUAUCCCAACUGAAGACUAGAAAUAAAACACCCUCUGCCAGAGCAGAAAUCUCCCAAAAA
This is a messenger RNA of Gigantopelta aegis, 1991 nucleotides long. RefSeq names its product phenylalanine--tRNA ligase beta subunit-like. The record is from RefSeq and is a predicted model, not a curated record. Gene Ontology annotation, biological process: phenylalanyl-tRNA aminoacylation. Gene Ontology annotation, molecular function: phenylalanine-tRNA ligase activity; ATP binding; magnesium ion binding. Gene Ontology annotation, cellular component: cytoplasm; phenylalanine-tRNA ligase complex. NCBI's taxonomy places the organism in Eukaryota, Metazoa, Mollusca, Gastropoda, Neomphalida, Peltospiridae. Bases 127 to 1902 code for a protein of 591 amino acids. The transcript is spliced from 19 exons.